This is a messenger RNA of Salvelinus sp. IW2-2015, 1747 nucleotides long. RefSeq names its product kinesin-like protein KIF26B. Lineage: Eukaryota; Metazoa; Chordata; Actinopteri; Salmoniformes; Salmonidae. Gene Ontology annotation, biological process: microtubule-based movement. The record is from RefSeq and is a predicted model, not a curated record. Gene Ontology annotation, molecular function: microtubule motor activity.
GCCCUAGACCACUGCGCCACCCGGGAGUCUUUUAACCAAGUCAAAGUGGUGCUGCGAGUUUGCACCUCUCCCCCCGUACCCCCUCCCCAGCCACCCAUUCUCAGAGUGGACCCAGCUAAAAGAAGGGUCACCAUGAUGGACCCAGCUACCACCCACAAUCAACAGCUACAUUUCAACUCUAAACCGACACACUCUGGAGCAGCCACCGGUCCCUCUAAGGCAUAUGUCUUUGACGCAGCCUACCCCCCAGAGUCAACCCAGGCGGAGGUGUGUGUUGGUAUUCUGCCUGACGUCAUCCGUUCUGUGGUCAACGGGCAGACGGCUGCAUUCUGUGUUUUGGACAUGGUGAAGUGGAGUUGUGGCUGAACGACGACAUGGAUAAUAUACAGCUGGAGGGAUUUAAUGCACCGGAAGAACAGAGAAGCUACGUCUGGCUCCCACCCGCGGCGUCUCUCCCAUGACACGUCCCUCUCUCUCAGGAGGUCAGCCAGUGCCCCCAGGUCUCGCUGGAUAGAGAGUGACAUCCCAGAGGCCUACGAGAUCAAGGUGUAUGAGUUAGACGACGUGGAGAGGCUGCAGAGGAGAGGAGGAGCAGACAAACAGGGGAUAGCUUGCUUCAGUGCCAAACUCAAGUUCCUGGAGCACCGUCAGCAGAGGGUGGAGGAGAUGAGAGCCAAGUACAACAGCCUGAAGACAGAACUGGAGCUGGCCAAACAGAACCUCAGGCUGGAGCCAGGGAAAUGGAACCAGGAGUGUGGGUGUUUUCUGUAGAUUCAUCAGACAUUAAUUAACUAGUCAGUUUAUUUCUCUUAGCAACUGGACUUACACUACAAGGUGUGUGAACAUUCUUCUUUUCAUUAGUGACCAAUGCAAUAGCAACUGUACUAAACCAUUUAUCUUGUGGAGUUCUUUUCAGCAACCAUUGCAUUGACUCUUGGUAUUGUCAUAGAAUCAGUCUAAUAGAUAGAAUAUUCCAUCCUACUGUGGCCCUUAAACAACUUAUUCUCUCCUGUGCUUGUCUGGUGUGUUGGUGAGGAUAUGUUAUGUUAGGUGGCUAAUAUUGAUCCUCAGAGGCCUUCCUCAUUCAUGUUAUUUUGAGAUGAUGGCUAGAAAAAUUAACCUCACGUUUGUGUAGUUGACCUGUGGCAGACGUUUGAGGUGGACUCUCUGUAGCACCUGGAAGCCUUGGAGGUUGUCACGGCGAGGCUGGAGAGCAGGGUCAACCUCUGCAAGGCCAACGUCAUGAUGGUCACAUGCUUCGACGUUGCCACCAAGCGCCGGCAARCGAGGAGAUGUCGUCGGAAGGACAGCAGCAAGGAUUCAUGGGAAUUUAGUGUUCAUUUUGUGUAAUUUUGUUCCCAGUGUUGUUAAUAGAUGUACAGAGAGAACGCCACGAUGGAAUACCACUGUCACAGAAAAGUUUUGACAAUUUUUUUGGUGCUUAUCUGAAUUCCUCUUGAAAACAUAAACGUUUGCAUUUCAACUCCCUAACAGUAGGUCGAAGUAUCACUCAGUGUGGACUUCUCAUGGAGAAGAGGGAGUGAAAUCUCGGAAGAUCACAGAGCACACUCACUCUGAAUGAUGUAUGUUCUGACUCAUGCAGAUCAGUAUUCACUGUUAUGUUGAUAGAUCAGCUCAAGGCACUCCAACACACACUCCAACUAAUCACAAUGACUCACUGAUACAUAUACCACAACUUCACCUGGAUGACACACACACACACACACACACACCAUAGGAGGCGCUA